Electrophorus electricus (electric eel) is the source of this 935-nucleotide messenger RNA. The record is from RefSeq and is a predicted model, not a curated record. Lineage: Eukaryota; Metazoa; Chordata; Actinopteri; Gymnotiformes; Gymnotidae.
ACCGGCGACAGCUCAGCCGUUAUCAGCGCAGGCUAGACUUGUCCCCUCUGGAGAGGCAGGCCAGUCCUGUCGCUGCUCAGUUCAAGAAUCUGGACCUGACCACUAAGAAAAUGAUCCACGAAGGACCGUUGACUUGGAAAGUUAGUAAAGAUAAAGCUAUCGACAUUCAUGCUCUGCUUCUCUCAGACAUGUUGGUGCUACUCCAAAGGGGUUCAGGUGACCGUUUGAUCUUGCGAUGUCCAGUGCGCUCACUGGGUGGGGUUUGGGGUAGGAACACGGACCUCAAAACCCCCUUUUGCCCCGUUGUUCGCUUGGAUUCAUCUCUUGUCAGAUCUGUGGCUACAGAUAACAAGGCCUUGUAUGUGAUCAGUACAUCAGAGAGACAGAUAUACGAGCUGGUGGCUGGGACUUCCUCUGAGAAAAACACAUGGAAGAACCUGUUAGAAAAGACCAUCUCCUCGGCCUCUGGAGGCAGUGAAGCCACCAAGCAAGGAUCAACAGCUAUCCCAACUGACCAAUCAGAAGCCUACAUGCAUACUGGUGGGCAGGGUUAUGUGGGAGGACGAGCUAAAAUGGCUGAUGCUGCUCUUCAAGAUGUCAGGACACUAAGACUGUUGAUCCUUGGAUCCUUGGAUCCUUUAGAGGCUGCCAGUCAGAAGCAGAAAGUGACAUCAUUGUCCUCACAGCAAGAAGGGCAGGAGAUGCCUUGCCAGUCACCAAAAGGCCGUUCACACCUGGAGAUGCUGAGGCAUGAAACGAGGCCCUGCCAAUCACGAGCAAGCAUACGGCAGCGCAUGAUAAAAAAUGUGGAUGGAAUCUUUCAAUCAAUGAAGGGGCUGAUGAAAAACCUGCAUCAGCUUAGGGAGAUUGAAGCAGACCACUGUAGACUGCUCACAAUGGUGAGAAAAAUGUCACCUGUCAGUCAGUUCAGAUGA